Molecule: messenger RNA, 1056 nt
Organism: Solea solea (common sole)
Lineage: Eukaryota; Metazoa; Chordata; Actinopteri; Pleuronectiformes; Soleidae
Gene: fgf1a
Product: fibroblast growth factor 1a
Exons: 3
Coding region: 180-656 (158 amino acids)
Biological process (GO): cell differentiation; positive regulation of protein phosphorylation; positive regulation of gene expression
Cellular component (GO): cytoplasm
Molecular function (GO): fibroblast growth factor receptor binding; growth factor activity
Source: RefSeq, a predicted model, not a curated record
GAGGGUGAAGCCAGGAGUCGGGGACGCGCAUCCAGCUGCCUGUGUGGUCUCUGCGCUCGUUCACGUGCAUGUAAACACCUGACCACUGCAGGGAGACACGGGCGGCGCUGCUGGUGUCUGAUGACAGCCGGAAUUCUACUUUUUUCCACCCCCCUUUUAUCGGAGCCGUGUGUGCCCGCAUGGCGGAUGUGGGGGUGUUUGCGGCGGAGCGGGAUCAGACUGCGCUGCGGGACUACAGGCGGCGCACUCGGCUCUACUGCAUGAAUGGCGGACAGCACCUGCAGAUCCUGCCUGAUGGGACGGUGCGGGGCCACAGGAGGAAGGAGGAGGAGGAGGAGGAGGAUGCUCACACUGUUUUAAAGAUCAAAGCUGUUGACCGGGGUGUGGUGGUCAUCCAGGGAACAGAAGCAGGCCGAUAUCUGGCAAUGAGCGAUGAGGGACUUCUGUACAGCUCACCCACAGUCACUGAUGAAUCUUACUUCCUGGAGAAACUGGAGGAGAAUCACUACAACACAUACCAGGCUCAGAAAUAUCAGGAGAGGGGCUGGUACGUGGCUCUGAAAAAGAACGGAAAACCUAAAGCAGGUCCAAGAACUCACAUCGGACAGAAGGCCGUCUUCUUCCUGCCCCGCCAGCUGGACGGCUCCGGGGAGUAAAGAUGUUUUUCUCCAACUCUACUAAAAAGGACUGGAGGCUGCUUAAGGAAAAUAUUUGUUUUUGUGAAAGAAGACGUGCAGGUAUGAAGUGCUGGACUGCAGGGGAAAGCAGUGGUCCUGUCCUGAUGUCUAUUUAUCAGAGAAAUCACGAGCGACACUUUUCCUUUUAUUACUAACAAUGAUCUUUUUCUCAAAAAAACACAUGUAUUCACAACAUCCAUGUCCUAUUUUAAUGAGUGAAUCCAGGUCAUCUCAUGUUGACACCAUCACUGGUGUCCAGUCUUCAUUUUAACAUGAAAGAAGAACACAGUACGGAUACUCUGCUGAUAUCAUACUAUUUAUAUUAGUUGUUCUCAAACCAAAGGUCAUUUUGGGUGGUUGUGAGGCAUGAAAAAUAAAC